AUGGACGGACAGUGUGCCAAUGUGAACCCCCCAGACAGUGGAACAGUGAACAUGGUCUCUGAUGGUACAGUAAGCAGGGCCCAGUAUGCAUGCUCUGCAGGGUACCAGUUCUCAGGAAGUGCAUCCUCCACGUGUGUGGCAGACGGGACGUGGAGUUCACCUGCACCAGUCUGCUAUUGUGUGUUACCAGAGAUACCAGCCAAAGGUCAAAUGUCCGUGUCAAGUGACAAUUUGACCUUGACAUUCCAGUGUGACCCAGGAUAUGUUUUAUCUGGAUCCUCCUCAAGGAUCUGUCAGAAUGACUCCACAGGAUGGAGUGGAGCCCAGCCUUCUUGUGAGACCUGCACACAGUUAGGCAAUGUUUCCAAGGCUUCCGUCACCAUAUCAACUGUUGGAUCCACCAGCACUGCAGUGUAUAUCUGUAAUCUUGGUACCUCCAUGUUGGGCCCUUCAACCCUAACCUGUCUUCACAAUGGUUCAUGGGAUCUCGACCCACCCGAAUGUGUGUCAUGUCCAGCCCUUUCAGACCCUAACAGUGGAAAUGUUUCCAUGGUAACCAAUGGCCGGGUUUCCCAAGCGACCUUCACCUGUGUGCCAGGGUAUCGCCUCAUUGGCGAAAAUAUAACAUUUUGUCAGACAAACGGAACGUGGAGUGCAAGUCAGCCAAUGUGUGUAUGUGGGGUACCAGCAGACAUCGCAAAUGGCUCCUUGAGACUGUCAGCAGAUGCUAUGAGUGUCUGGUAUGGCUGUGACGUCGGGUUCACAGUGAGUGGUCAGGCACAGAUCCUGUGCUCGACUGCAGGCCUGGGCUGGCUGGGGCAGACACCUACAUGUAAGUUUUGUUCCAAGCUGAACACUCCCUUUAAAGGCAGUAUGGUGACUUACACUAAUGGAACUGUGACCCAGGCCCAGUUUACAUGUGAUUUGGGAUUUACUCUUAGAGGGGCCAGCUUCCUGAAUUGCUCUGGAGGGGGGAUGUGGGAUGAGCAAGAACCGCAGUGUGUGUCCUGUCCCAGCCUAUCAAACCCAGAAAGUGGAAGUGUUACUUUGACAACAGAUGGGCAGGUGACAACAGCAGUGUUCUUGUGUUUCCAAGGUUACCAGAUCAGUGGUGCCAGCAGUGUGGCGUGCCAGAUCACUGGACAGUGGGACCAUGCUGCCCCACGAUGUGUGUGCAGCCGCCCUACGACUCCUAAUUCUGGCAGUGUGCAGCUCUCUGCAGACGGUAUGCUGGCCACAUACUCAUGUGACGCAGGUUUACACACUGGUGGGAGUGAAAACACGGGCAUGUCAGGAGACUUUCAAACGUGGACGGAGGCCAGGCUGCCUGUGCAUACGGAUGGAUCAACAACCACGGCCACAUUCACGUGUGAUGUGGGCUACACAAUGAGUGGGUCAGCCAACCUGGCUUGCCGUAGCGAUGGUGGCUGGAAUGUCACACAACCUACUUGUAAGGAAUGUUCGCCGCUCUCUGCACCAAGUAUUGGCGAUGUCAAUAUGACAUCCAAUGGGCGAGAGACUAGUGCAAGGUUCACAUUGCGCUGCUGGAUACUCCAUGCAGGGGAGGGACGUUCUCACGUGCAGGACCAGCGGAUCAUGGGACUUCAGUGUUCCCACUGUGUAAAGUGUGCCUCGCUGACCGCCCCUGGUAGUGGAAGUGUAAACAUCAGCACAGACGGUUCCCAUACAUUGGCUAUGGUGUCCUGUGCAGCUGGGUACCAUCUAGUUGGGGAACCGGUGCUAUCCUGUGAUGAGUAUGGGCACUGGGACCAUGAGAUGCAGAGUGCAAUGUAA
Dreissena polymorpha is the source of this 1794-nucleotide messenger RNA. Its product is annotated as P-selectin-like. The transcript has 12 exons. Bases 1 to 1794 code for a protein of 597 amino acids. Lineage: Eukaryota; Metazoa; Mollusca; Bivalvia; Myida; Dreissenidae. The record is from RefSeq and is a predicted model, not a curated record.